AUGGUGAUUCCGCCUAACGAAGAAUGUGUGCCCGCAUUGAAGAUGAUAGGCUGUGCAGAUGCCCAGAAUCCACAAAAGGUCGUCGUACGGCGCAGCACAAUACUCCAUGCCGCUUUUCAAAAUAUGUGCGGCAUAAAGGAAGCCACUUUAACGUGGAAACUUUACAGCCUGGCCGAGACAGAAUUGUUAACUUCAAUUCCAAAUCAACGACUGAUUUUCGUUUUAAGGCAUUACAGUCUAAAUUAUCCCACCAGGUACGAGCUAUGGCGUAACCUCUUUGUGCUCCGUCCUGAGGGCAUUUACAAUGGGACUAAAUAUGCGGCCCGUUGUUAUGUGGAGGCCAUCGUGGGAAAGGUUAGGGCUAUUAUUGCCGGUGGUGAGAGGCGUAAUGCGAUUUUCAGUCGCGAUUUAGCUAUGGACGGUUCACUUAGUCGCGAUUACUCCAAAAAGUCGAAUACCAGGCAAUUUAGAUCGUAUGUCUGGGAUUGUGAAUCACAAGACGAUUAUAAAAAUAUGGGUUGCCGUCGAAACAUAUCCAAAGCUUCAAAAUUUCGUAUGCCCGCAAAAAACCUUAAAUUGAAGUGUCAAUAUGAGUUCAAGUUAUCAGUGACUUCCGAUGACAAUCCGAAGCUAUCAUCGACGGCAUUGCAGGUGGUGACCAUUGGAAGUAAAGAAGUGUUGCAUGUGGCAAUUGAAUGUAUUUCGAACUGUGCCGACGAUGAAUACAAUCCCUUGAACAAGGUGCAACUUGUGGCCAAGUGCUUAGACUGUGGUCAACAGACGGUGACCUAUGAGUGGUUAGUAGGCGGACAAAAUACCCUGAAUACAAGGCAUCUAACGAUGUAUAUACGUACAGAGGGAACAAGGGCACAGAUCGAAUUGAAGGUAACAUUAAGUGAUGGUACCACUGGGAGCGACAAGAAGGUGCUGGCAAAGAGAGUUCCACCAGUUGGCGGCAAGUGUGAGGUACAACCACAGGAGGGGAUUGAGGCAACGACCAUUUUCUAUGUAUGCUGCAAGGAUUAUGCGACCGCACACAAACCCCUUGAGUUUUUCUACUAUGCGGGUCGUACCCUUCUCAACAAAUGCUAUCGAUGCGAUUGUAAAUCAUAUUUGCCAAUGAAUUUGAAGACCAUCAAGGUGCUAGUCUGUGAUAAUUUACUCACCUGCAGUGAGACGUCUGUGAACGUGACUGUGAAGCCGUUGGCGGAUGUAACCGCAGCAAAUGCCAAUGAGGUUUGGGACUUUAUUAACAAGGAUCCGAACAAUGUGGUGGAAAUGGCAAAUCAUGGUCGUUUGAAUCGAUUCUUUCAGAUCAUGUUAUCUAUGGCUACUCGAAUCAAAGAUGCUAGCAGUGGUAUGGCCUUAAUGAAUGCCUUCGAAUAUGUCCAUCCAUUAUCAUUAGCCAAUCUCGGCAAGAUGGCCAAUUUGACCAAGUCACUGGGCUUACAGUUGACGCCCAUCGAUAUGGUGGAGCACAGUCUGUUGACGGCAUCGUUGACAAAGAUGAAUGAGAUCUUUGAUUCGGUGCAUAAAAACCAAAUGCAUAAGGAAAUGAUUGAGCAACCGUAUGCUAAUGUCACGGUCGCCUGUGUCACCGUAUACGACAUGAUGGAUCGCCUCAAUAAACAACUGGCACGGCCCCCUCAACAUAUAUUCGACGAGUAUCGCACUGCACUUGAUAAAAAAAAGCUGAAUCAGAAUGUUAUUGAUAGACUUAAAAAGGAAAUCUCUGAGUACGAUAAUGAGGAGGCAAAAAAUCGUUCCAUAACCUGGUUGAAUGCCAUGUGGCAAACGGAACGACUGUAUCAAUUCUUGGGCUUGGCUCGCAAGCAUGGAUUUCAGCCGGAUACCAAUGAGAUCAUUUCGGAGGCCGUUUCCCUCGAGAUUCAAUGUUUCGAUAUUGAACCGGAUCGACAUUACGAGAUCAAGACUAGCGAUCGAAUGCACAUUGUAUAUUUCACACCCGAUCUCCUUCAGGAAGUCAAAGAUUCAAAUACCAAUUACAUUUGCCUUAAGGUCAUUUCAACAAUACGCGAACUUCACUGGUGGUAUCCCGAGGAGAAGCAACCCAGCUCCGUACUACUUUCCGUUCGUAUCUAUAUCCAUGAUGACAACUUUAAGGUCGAGCGUUACCUGCACAAUAGCGAGAUUCGGUUCAAGACCAUCGUGGGCAAGUAUAAGCCCGCCGUGGAGCGACCUCUUGUCACUGGUGAAGCCCGCAAAAUGAGUAGAAAUGCAAAUGAAACAGGAAUUGAAAAAACAGCCAGAAUUGCACUUAGAUUAGAUGAAAAUUAUGAGGAGAAGGACGACGAUGAUGACGAGGAUGGUCUUAUCUUCAACGCCGGAGCAGGUAUCACCACCAGGACAGAAAAAAGACCUGUUAUGGACCCUGACGAGGAUGAGUAUGCCAUCUCGGAUGCUGGUCGAUAUAUCAAUUGUCUGGAGAGUGGAUUUAUAGAUUACAUGCAAUGGAUGCGAUUGUAUCGCAUCAACAUACAGGCGCAUGCGAUGAUAACGGUGCGCUUUAAGGAAUCAUCACAUGAUCUCCAAGUACUGCUCUAUGUUGGCACGGAGCCGAAAGAAUGGAAACCACUUGUCAAUAAGGCCAAAUGUUAUGUGCCCGCCAGAUCGGACAAUACGACAAUGUUAAUACGAAAUAAUUGCAAUCGUCGAAGACGCGCCUAUAUGGCAAUCCAAAUCAAAGGUGCUGCCGAUCACGCUGACUAUAUGGACACUCCGGUGAAGGACGGCCCGGCAACUUUUUCAUUUGUAUUCCAGGAGCGCAGUUGCGAUUAUUGGACAUACAGUUCGCCGAAGAAAUUGCAGCAUUGGUCACAUGAUCAUUGUCUUCCCGUGCUGGAAUAUCAGAAGAAGGGCCAUAUCCACUGUACGUGCAAAGUGCUGGGCACCUAUACCAGCUAUGUGUACCAUAUUCCAGCUAUUGUUAUCCCCUUGGAGAUGAAACAUCUCCGUUUGAAUAAGGUUCUUUUAUGUGCUUAUAUUAUGAUCUUUUCGGGCAUCUUUAUUUGGCUGCUGGUGCUCGUCAUCUAUCACAAUAAUCGACCAAGCAAGACGGUAAUCUGUGACAUGAGCGCGAUGGAUCGCGAAUCCGCUCGAGAUGUGCAUGAUCUGUUGAUCUUUUUGAAAACUGGCGGACGCAUUAAUGCCCAAACAACGGCCACGGUUCGUCUUAUCUUUCAGACGACCCAAAGAAUGGAGAUGCAAUUUACCAUUAUGCAGGAUCCACAAAAGCCGCUACUAACCCGUAACUCUACAUAUGUGCUCCGGGUGCGCACACGUGACAUACGGAUUCCCACCCGCGUCGCCGUCUCCCACAACAAUGCUGGACGUUAUCCCAGCUGGUAUUUGCGUCGCAUUGAGCUCUUGGAUGUCCAGAAGCAAUUGACCCAGGUCUUUAUCGUCAAUCGUUGGGUACGACAAAAGUAUCUCAUUCUCAGUUCAUCGAUGGUUCUCAGAGCGGGCGAUUAUCGGAUUGUCGAAAAUUGGCGUGAACGUUUUUCCACCGAAUUCGAAAGGUUGUGGAUCAAUUGGGGAUUGUGGCAUCCCCUCACUGGCGAAUGGCGGGACAGCAAGAACAACGACAGUCUGUCGCGUGCCCAGAGAACUUGUGUGUUUGUUUCCAAAUUUGCGGUUACCUACUGCAUUAUCGUCUGUUAUAUUGGCAAAUCGACUCGAAAUUCUGCUUAUGAGGAUCGCAAGAUUUCUAUAAACUACAAAGAUUUAGCGCCUAUGUUUAUCUACUGUGCGAUUGCCACCAAUCUGUUGCAUUUUAUUUUCGUAAACAUUAUUCUUACAGACGGUUAGAAUAUACCCAGUUGAAAAUAAAUAGCUAUUUAUAUUUUA
This is a messenger RNA of Drosophila innubila, 3867 nucleotides long. RefSeq lists its product as uncharacterized. The transcript has 5 exons. Gene Ontology annotation, molecular function: protein binding. Lineage: Eukaryota; Metazoa; Arthropoda; Insecta; Diptera; Drosophilidae. The record is from RefSeq and is a predicted model, not a curated record. Bases 1 to 3828 code for a protein of 1275 amino acids.